This is a messenger RNA of Neopelma chrysocephalum (saffron-crested tyrant-manakin), 1276 nucleotides long. RefSeq names its product TNF receptor superfamily member 13B (gene TNFRSF13B). The record is from RefSeq and is a predicted model, not a curated record. Gene Ontology annotation, cellular component: plasma membrane. Lineage: Eukaryota; Metazoa; Chordata; Aves; Passeriformes; Pipridae. The transcript has 5 exons. Bases 7 to 909 code for a protein of 300 amino acids.
AUUUGCAUGGAAGGGAUAAGGGGAAACCCCAGGAAAUGCACAGCCCAGGCAUUAAUCAAAUCUUUCUCUAAUAAUAAACCCUCCAAGCCAUGCAGGGGCCUGGGGCUGGAGCUCGUGGUGCCAUGGCAGGAGCCGAGGGGGAUUAGACACCACGGGAGAGUCAAACCCAUGGAUGGGACACGCGUGGGGCGGGAUGCCAUGAACAACUGCACCGACCAGGAGUACUGGGACACCCUCGUUUCCCAGUGCAUCCCCUGCAGCCUCGUGUGUGGCCGGCCCACAGCCAGCAGGUGUGAUGCCGUGUGCGAGUCCAUGGACUGCAACAAGACCCCUGGAUUCUACUACGAUGACCUCGUGAGAAGCUGCAUCGAGUGCAGCACCAUCUGUGGGCAGCACCCCAAGGAAUGUGCCCCGUCCUGCGAACCCUCUCCCCCGUCGCCCGCGGCCAUGCUGGAGCAGAAGGCGUGUGCGGAGCAGGAGCCGUGGCUCGUGGUGUAUCUGCUGCUGGGGCUCUGCCUCUGCGCCCUCAUCUGCUCCCUGCUCCUGGGCUGGACACACCUACGCAGGAAGGGAGAGGUGGGCUCCUGCCAGGCUGGCACUGGGACCUGCCACUGCAGGGAGGACUCUGCCAAAGAUCGGCUGGUGGAAGCGGGCAGCGUCGGUGAGGGAUUCACUGGCAGCAGAGCCCCAGAGCCAGUGGAAACCUGUGGCUUCUGCUUCCCUGGACACGGCUCUGCUGUACAAGAGACCAAAUCAUGCCACAGCACCUUGUGUCACGCUGGGGAAAGAGCUGCUCCCUCCUACACCGGGAUCUGCAGCACGGGAAGCGCUGGGGCCACUCCCAGCCCUGAGGACGGCCACUUCAAGUUUUUUUGUUCUCCUUCCCAAGAGAAGACACCCAUGGUGUGACCAGAGUGGAUGUUCCUGCACAGGAUCAGAAUGGAGGGGUGCUCCCUCUGCCCCCAAAACACAGUUGCUUCACCCUCUGCUGCCAGUGACUGGAACAGCUUCUACCCGGACUGGCCGACCCAGCUCAGGCUUUGCCAGGGGCUGAAGGAUAAAGUGAGGGCUGGAGGUUGCACAGGGCUGUUUGCUCCCACUCAGGAAGUUAAAUUCUCAUUAUUCUUGUGCACUCCCAGUGAGUGACAGAAGUCACUUCCCAUUUACCAGCACCCAACUUCAUCCUCCCACUUGACCUCCGCAGGCCCUGCCGUGCGUCCCAGCCGUCGGGAGGGAACAUCUCGUGGGGGCUCUUCAUCCUGGUCCCACCAUCAGU